AUGAGUUCUUUCAAAAAACGAGUUCAAACCAAUCAAACGAAAAUUCCACAAGGAACACGUUUAUCACCAUAUAAUGGACAAUUAUUAAUUUCUACUGGAUUAUACCUUGACUUUUAUAAAAUUAUUUUCAAACAUAUUCUUGGUGGAGGUAUACCAAUCGGAAGUGUAUUAUUAAUAAAAGAGGAUCGACAUACGGAGUAUGCUCGAUUACUUUUAAAAUACUUUUUAGUACAAGGAAUAGUAUCUGGACAUCAUGUUUUGUUAAGUACGGCAGAAGAGAGAGAACCAAAAAAUUUUAUAAUGGGAUUGCCUUGGUUAUCAAAUGACACUGAUGAUAGUGGC
Molecule: messenger RNA, 342 nt
Organism: Funneliformis caledonium
Lineage: Eukaryota; Fungi; Glomeromycota; Glomeromycetes; Glomerales; Glomeraceae
Source: the annotation of a GenBank genome assembly